Messenger RNA from Plasmodium cynomolgi strain B, 436 nucleotides. RefSeq lists its product as hypothetical. The record is from RefSeq and is a predicted model, not a curated record. The transcript has a single exon. The annotation marks the transcript as partial. NCBI's taxonomy places the organism in Eukaryota, Apicomplexa, Aconoidasida, Haemosporida, Plasmodiidae.
AUGUGCAAAGAGUGGGGGAACAGUCCAACCGACGACACGUAUUGCUAUUUCCUAUAUUAUUGGAUAGGUGGUAAUGUAAUGAACAUGAAAAAGACCAGACCUGAUUUUAGAACGAUCAUGAAUAUAAUUUAUAAUGAACUGAAGACGAUAAGGGGGUCUAUGUGUAAGUGUAGUACUGUACACUAUGAUAUUUAUGAAGACGACUUCAAGUAUAGUAAGGAGCUAUUUGAUUAUUCCUAUAAUUAUGAUAAUAUGGGAAAAAUGUCAAAUGGCUCGAGCAGACUUUGUGAGGGAAAAUAUAGAGAUUAUCUGAAAAAAAUUACUGAAGCAUAUAGGGUGAUACAGGAGGUCUGUGAAGAAGGUGAUGAUCCAGAAUGUAAGAAAAUUGAAAGGAAGUAUAAGCCUUAUUUUAAUGGCAAGGUGCUAAACUUCGAAU